Molecule: messenger RNA, 3964 nt
Organism: Candoia aspera
Lineage: Eukaryota; Metazoa; Chordata; Lepidosauria; Squamata; Candoiidae
Gene: TERT
Product: telomerase reverse transcriptase
Exons: 16
Coding region: 11-3934 (1307 amino acids)
Biological process (GO): telomere maintenance via telomerase
Cellular component (GO): telomerase catalytic core complex
Molecular function (GO): telomerase RNA binding; telomeric repeat DNA binding
Source: RefSeq, a predicted model, not a curated record
UGCCUCCUUCAUGGAGCGAUCCCGGCGCUGGAGAGCUGUGCGAGAGCUGCUGCGCAGCUUUUACGCUGAAGUCUUGCCGCUGGAAGCCUUUGUGCGGCGCCUCCAGAUGCGAACUCUUGGAGAGGAGCAACCAGAGCCUCUCGUGCAGGAUGGGGAUCCCCGCAACUACUGUAACCUGGUAGCCCAGUGCCUCGUGGGGCGGCUGGCUGCGUGCAAGGCUGUCCCUGCUCAUUUCGUCUUUCAGCAGGUUUCCAGUCAAAAUGAUGUUUUUGCAAGAGUUAUUCGGAGAAUUUGCGAAAAGAAGAAAAAGAAUGUGUUGGCAUUUGGUUAUACCCUGUUGAAUGAAAGUAAUUACCAGUUGCCCUGUAUGCCAAAUAUUUGUAGCUACCAGCCUAAUAAUACAACAGAAACCAUUCGACAGAGUGUGCUCUGGGAGAUAAUUCUAAACAGAGUUGGGGAUGAUGUCAUGAUGUACAUAUUAGAGCACUGUGCUCUCUUUAUACUUGUGCCUCCCAGCUGCUGUUAUCAAAUCUGUGGACAGCCCAUCUAUGAACUUGCUUUAAGAAAUGCAACACCUCCUCCAAAGUUUCUUAGACAGAGGAUUCCUGGGUCUUCACCUUGUGUCUUAACAACUUAUCUCCAUAAAAGGUUUCAGACCUGUAGGCAGUACCCAAGAAAAACGAAGUGGAAGAAAUGGAAUUCUGAAAGGCAGAGAUGGAAUGAAACACGACAAUACAGCGAUCAGCUAUCUUUAGUAGCUCAAAGAGCUUCUGGGCGAAACCCUACAAAGAAUAAGCAAAUUAUGGGAACUGGUGACUACAUAAAAAAGCAACAAAUAACCUCUCUUUGCCCAUCAUUAAGAACACAAUUUUUAAAAAGGAAGGGGACAGGCCAGUGUAAUAUUAGUGCCAAGAAAAUAAAAAUCAUGAUAAAGGAGGAGGAUCUAAAAAAAGACACAAACCCAGUUUCUAUAAAAAGCCGCAAUCAGUUGAUUUUAGAUUGUGGUAGCAACGAUGCUUCUAGUGGAUGUAUACAAUUGCGUUCAGAAAGAUUAACUCUUGUGAAGUCUGUUCCUCAGAAUAGUGGAGCACAAAUGUCUGGGGUACCUAGUGCAUCUAUUGACAAUCAAGGGGUUUUGAUGCAUGAAAAGCAAGAAAGUAAAAUACCUUGUGAAUCCAGUCUACAAUCGACAUGCAAUGCAAGGCUGCCAAAGCUGGUAACUAGAAUCUCUGAUGUUAGUUCUGUGCAGCUGGGGCCUGCAAAAAAUCCCUUACCAGAAAAAGACCUUGAAGCCUGCACAUCUAAAUCUGUCAGGAAGUCUUACAAUAGCAUUCCAGUCACACAUAUUGAGAGACAUUCUCUCUUGUAUUCCUGCCAGCAUUUGAAAGAGUGUUUACCUAAAUCAUUUGUAUUAAAUCACUUGAAGGGCCAUCCAGCAGGAGGACGGCACUUAGUAGAAAAAAUAUUCUUCAGCAGUAAGAUUCUGAAGCAGCCUGGCAGUUCUAGCACUCAAAGCAGUCCUAAGAAAAAGAAGAGGUUUCCGAAACGCUACUGGCAGAUGAGAAAUGUGUUCCAAGAACUGUUACAGAACCAUGCAAGAUGUCCUUAUCAAGUAAUAUUAAAAAAGAAUUGUCCCAUUUCAGUUCCUGAAUCAGACAAAAUAGGCAUAGGAGAGCAGACUUUCAAACAAAAGGGCCACCAAGCAGGGCGAAUUUCAUCAAGGACACAGCAGGUUAAUGCAGUAGAAGGUUGCAUCGCAAGCAGAUCAGAUGGCAUGAAUCCAUUUUCAGAAACAGGCACGUCAAGCAGAAGCUCUGAAAGAACUGAAUUAUUUAAAAAAGAAGCUAAAGAACAGUUCCAAGAUUCCCCCAGUUCUCACUUCAUGGCACUGCUGAGGCAGUAUAGCAGUCACUGGCAAGUAUAUACUUUUGUGAGGGAAUGCUUAGAGAGAGUGGUGCCUCCUGCGCUUUGGGGUUCAAACCACAACAAGUGUCGCUUCUACAAAAAUGUGAAGAAGUUUAUCUCCCUGGGGAAGUUUGCCAUGUUUUCUUUGGAGGAGUUGACGUGGAAAAUGCGGGUCAGUGAUUGUGCUUGGCUUCGUCUUACCAAAGAAAGUGGCCAUUUCGUUCCUGCCUCUGAACAUCGCUUUCGGGAAGAGCUGAUGUCUAAAUUCCUAUACUGGCUGACGGACUGCUAUGUUUCAGAGCUCCUCCGAUGUUUCUUCUAUAUCACAGAGACAACAUUUCAAAAAAAUUUACUUUUUUUCUUCCGAAAGGCUGUUUGGAGCAAAUUGCAGAGCAUUGGAAUCAGGAGCCAUCUGGCCAAAGUGCAGCUUUGUCCUUUAUUAAAGGAAGAGAUUGAAGUUUUGCAACAGAGAAAGUGUGUCCCCCUGGCAUCAAAACUCCGAUUCAUUCCCAAACCAAAUGGGUUGAGGCCUGUGGUCAAGCUGAAUAGUGUGGUAGGAGCAGAAACAUUCUACAGAAAAAGCAGAGGCAAAAAGGCUCAACGCUUCAAUGUACAACUUAAAAAUAUAUUUAGUGUUCUUAAUUAUGAACGAAUGAAAAACCCUGCCUUGCUUGGCUCAUCUGUGUUUGGAAAGGAAGGUAUUUAUGCAGUAUGGAAGAAGUUUGUUUCAAAGGUUUUGGAAUCAAAUGCUGAAAUGCCUCGAUUCUACUUUGUGAAGGCUGAUGUCACAGGGGCUUAUGACACUCUUCCUCAUAAUAAGCUGAUAGAAGUGAUUUUACAGGCCCUUGCACCAGACAGGAACACCACCUACAGCAUACGGCGCUAUGCGGUGAUCAUGAGGUCAAGAAGUGGAUGUGUAAGAAGACUUUACAAAAGACAUGUAUCUACUAACAAUGAGUUUAUAUCCGGAAUGAAACAGUUUGUAUCUCAUCUUCAACAGAGCACCUCAGUGAGAAAUGCUGUAAUCGUUGAACAGAGUGUUUCUCUUAAGGAAAGCAGUUCUAGCCUCUGUGAGUUUUUCUUGCAGUUGAUCCACAAUAAUAUCCUGAAGAUUGAGGACAGGUACUAUGUCCAGCGCUGUGGGAUACCCCAGGGCUCCAUUUUGUCAACCCUGCUUUGCAAUUUCUGUUACGGAGACAUGGAGAACAAGUUAUUGUGCAAUGUGCAAAAAGACGGAGUACUGAUGCGUUUAACAGAUGACUUUUUGCUUGUUACACCUCAUUUAGCACAAGCAAAAACGUUUCUGAGGACUUUAACGAAAGGCAUUCCAGAGUAUGGCUUUGUUAUCAAUCCAUCUAAGACUGUGGUGAAUUUUCCUGUUGAUGAACAUGUUCCAGGUUGUUUAGAAUUCAAACAAUUACCAGCUCACUGUGUUAUCCCAUGGUGUGGAUUGUUAAUUAAUACACAGACUCUUGAAAUUUACUGUGAUUACUCCAGUUAUGCUUGUACAUCUAUCAGGUCAAGCCUGUCUUUCAACUUUACUAGAAAAGCUGGUGUGAACAUGAGAAACAAAUUGCUUGCAGUCCUGCAGCUGAAAUGUCAUCCUUUAUUUAUAGAUUUACAGAUCAAUAGCCUUAAGACAGUAUGCAUUAAUAUUUACAAGAUACUACUUCUCCAGGCCUACAGGUUUCAUGCCUGUGUUCUCCAGCUCCCCUUUCAUCAGCAUAUCAAAAAUAACCCAAGUUUCUUCCUGAUGGUCAUCUCUGAUAGUGCUUCAUGCUGCUUUUCUGUUCUGAAAGCUAAAAAUGCAGAUUCAAUUCCACUUACUUACAAAGUAGUUCAGUGGCUUUCCUACCAUGCCUUCAGUACUAAAUUGGCAAAUCACAGGGUGAUUUACAAGUGUCUUCUUGUACCUCUCAAACAGUGUAAAAUACGGUUGAUUCGGCAGAUUCCAGAAGCUACCAUGCGGCUUCUUAGUGAAGUAACAAAACCGUCAUUGUAUGAAGAUUUCGAAGCCAUCCUAGAUUAACUACAUAAAACAACAUUCUUCUUCAGGUUU